Molecule: messenger RNA, 1560 nt
Organism: Fonsecaea monophora
Lineage: Eukaryota; Fungi; Ascomycota; Eurotiomycetes; Chaetothyriales; Herpotrichiellaceae
Exons: 5
Coding region: 1-1560 (519 amino acids)
Cellular component (GO): mitochondrion
Source: RefSeq, a predicted model, not a curated record
AUGUCUUUUCUGUCAAGAUCACGUCAUCUCUUGACAUUUAAAACCCCACCCUUGCGUUCGUCAGAGAGCAUCCCUUUAAUAUGCCGUGACAAACUUAUUAGCCAGGAGGAGCUCUUUCAGUAUACCAAUGGUCGAUUUCUGACUCGAGACAAACAACAACGUGAUGGUCGUUAUGUCAAAUUUGAUUUAGAAGCCCUUUGUGCUAUUGCAGCCUCCACAGGCCCUUCAGUGUCGCCUGUUCGAGAAGUCGAAAAGUUGGAGGGCGGAUUCAGCAAAGCAUUACGUAUACGAAGAGAGAAUGGAACAGAGCUCAUUGCGAAGGUUCCGUGUCCCAAUGCCGGCCUCGCAAAAUACACGACUGCCUCAGAGGUCGCUACUCUGGAAUACGUGAGAGAGCAUACGGACAUCCCAGUACCAUACGUCUAUACCUGGAGUGUCGAUGCUUCGAAUCCUGUUGGGGCGGAGUACAUCAUCAUGGAAAAGGCUGCCGGUGUUCAGCUCUUCAAAGUGUGGGAUCAGAUUGAGGAGCCAUGCAAACUUGCCAUCAUCAAACAGUUAGCCAAGUGGGAGAGUCAACUGAUGUCGACAAAGUUCCCGGCUUAUGGCUGCGUAUAUUCUCGCCGCUCUUUUCCUGAGGUGCCUGGGAACUUGAUCCUUGGGCCUUGGCCUUGCCUCACCGAAUUUGGAACUGCCCUAGCAAAACGCGAGAUCUAUCGCAUCUCUCAGGAAUCGAAAAGCGUUCGCGUGGUUGACCAUCGUGGCACAGCUGCUGAACAGAUCUCUUUGCUAGAGACAACCAUUGAGCUCAUGAAGAUUCUAGGCGCUCACUCUGACCUCCUUCGACAUGCUCAACCUACCGCCUGCCACACCGAUUUACACAUGGGCAAUAUUUUUGUCUCAGAGAAUGACCCUUCCAAAAUCUCGGCAAUUAUCGACUGGCAAUUCACACAAGUAGCUCCUAUGUUCUUACAGGCACGCUGGCCGGUUUUCUUGACUCCACCAAAAGGCUACCCGGCUGGGAUCGUCACGCCCAAGUUACCUGAUGACUAUAAAGACUUGGAUGAGAAAGAAAAGAAGUUGGCAGAGUACAACUUGAACCUGGCAACAGCGGCCAAAGCCUAUGAGAUAAGAUGCCUCCUUGACAACAAGGAUGCUUACGAUGCCAUGAACUUGCCUCGAGUAUAUCGUGAGCUCUUCAUUCGUUGUGGAGCAACAUGGGAAGAGGGGCCUGCGCCAUUGCGGGAGUGCCUAAUCGAGAUUUUCAAUUCCUGGCAUGAUCUAGAUCUGCCGGGUGAGUGUCCCUACACAUUCCGUGAAGAAGAAAUUCAAAAACAUGAAAAACAUUUCGAGGAAUACAGAGAAUGGCACCGUGUAAGAGAAUUUGCGAAGGAAUAUCUCGACACCGACGCAGAUGGCUGGAUCCCCCCUGAAAUGGAUUUCACCGAGAAGCAGGAACAAAAUAAGGCUCUUUUCACUCUGUAUGUAGAGAGAAUGGCAGGCCAGAAGUCCCAAGAAGAGAUCUAUAGGAUGUGGCCAUUUUCGGAGGGAAUCACGCUGUGA